GUGUUGCAGCUGUAUAUUUAGGGCAAUAUAAAAAUCAAAGAUGAGUGCUGAUAAUGAGCAACUACGAUUCCACUGUCUUGGUGGUGGUAAUGAGGUUGGACGCUCCUGCCACAUUUUAGAGUACAAGGAUAAAGUUGUCAUGCUAGACGCAGGGGUUCAUCCUGCCUAUUCAGGAUUGGAAUCUUUGCCAUUCUACGAUGAUUUUGACUUGUCAAGAGUUGAUAUUCUAUUAAUCAGUCAUUUUCAUUUAGAUCAUGCUGCUUCUUUGCCUUAUGUCAUGCAACACACAAAUUUUAAAGGAAGAGUUUUCAUGACGUAUCCUACCAAGGCAAUUUACAAGUGGUUAUUGAACGAUUUUGUCCGUGUCACCAAUCUUUCAGAAAAUGUAGGAGACGGUAGUGGCGGCGAAAAUGCAAACAGCUUUUUAUAUACCGAUGAAGAUCUUCGUGAAUCCUUUGAUAGGAUUGAAACAAUUGAUUACCAUUCCACCGUUGAAGUUGAUGGUGUUAAGUUUACUGCAUAUCAUGCCGGUCAUGUUUUAGGUGCCGCAAUGUUUUUUAUUGAAAUGGGCGGCUUGAAAAUCCUAUUCACAGGAGACUACUCGCGUGAAGAAGACAGACAUUUGAGCUCGGCAGAAGUGCCUCAUAAAAGACCAGAUUUGCUAAUCACGGAGUCCACUUUUGGUACUGCUACCCACAUUCCAAGAUUGGAACGUGAGCAUAAAUUGACGAAAAUGAUACAUUCCACAAUUCAGCAAGGUGGGCGAUGUUUGCUACCAGUGUUUGCUUUGGGAAGAGCCCAAGAAAUAUUGUUAAUUUUAGACGAGUAUUGGCAAGAACACAAAGAUUUACAGAAGUACCCAAUAUAUUAUGCAUCGGGAUUGGCCAAGAAGUGUAUGUCUGUGUAUGAAAGAUAUAUUUACAUGAUGAAUGAUCAUAUCAAAGCAAAAAUGGCUGAAACAAAUACGAACCCUUUUUUUUUCAAGUUUAUUAAAAACUUGGCAUCUAUGGAUCGGAUGAACGAUUCAAGCCCUUGUGUCUUGAUUGCGUCUCCUGGUAUGCUUCAAAGUGGAUUAUCUAGACGAGUCUUGGAAAAGUGGAGUCCAGAUCCGAGAAACUCGGUCAUUUUAACGGGUUAUUCUGUUGAUGGUACUAUGGCGAAAAAUAUUGUUCGUGAACCUUCAGAAAUCCCUUCUCUCGCCAACUCCGAAAACAUGAUCCCUAGAAGAAUCAGUGUCGAAGAGAUUUCAUUUGCCGCUCAUGUGGAUUUCGAGCAGAAUGCAGAGUUUAUAGAUUUGGUCAACCCUAAAACCAUUGUUUUAGUACACGGGGAUUCGAAUCCCAUGGGUAGACUAAAAUCUGCCCUUCUAUCCAAAUACCAGAAAUUGAGAUCAACUGAUAAGGAAAUCAAGAUAUAUAAUCCGAAAAAUAGUACUGUACUAUCUUUAGAGUUUAAAGCUCAGAAAGUUGCCAAGGUGGUCGGUCAGUUAGCAUCAGCUUUGCCUGACGAUGGAGAUCAGAUUAAAGGUAUUUUGGUCCAGAAAAAUUUUGACAUUAAUUUGCUCACAGUUGAUGAUGUCAGAGCAUUCACGACGUUGAGUACUACAAUAAUUACAUUGAAACAGUCUGUGCGUUGCAAUGCCAAUAGAAGCUUGGUUCACUGGCAGUUUUCACAAAUGUUUGGUUUCGUGAAAGUUUUGCUUGACUCGGAAGAUGUUUACGAAUUUGAAGUUAUGGAAUCGGUCAGGAUUAGACACAAUGACAAGACAUAUGUGGCUCAUGUGGAGUGGCAAUGUGGUAAUAUGGAAGACACUAUCGCAGACACUGCAGUGGCGAUACUCUUGUCAUGUGAUUCGUUGCCUGCAUCUGUCAAACUUACUUCCAAGAGCUGUUCACACAAUCAUUCAGUUCCCGAACAAGAACAUUUUGUCAAAGAAGUUUCCACCCAGGCAGAUGAGGAAAACAAAGUUUAUGUCAAAAAAGAACCAAACAGUGGAUCAGCAGAUACUACUGGUAUUACGAUCAAGGAGGAUCCCGACGCCAUUACGAUAAAAACUGAGAAGUUGUCAAGUCCUUCAUCUUUUCAAUCAGCUUCAAGUAGUGUCCGUCCAAUAUAUGUGGAGCAUUGUGACAUCGCACCACAAACUCGGCUGGCACGUAUUUCGCAGAUGUUAGAGAUACAGUUUGGGAAAGCAUUCGAGCACAAUGUAAAAGAAAGCUGUGGGAUAGUAAGAAUUGGAAAGAAUGAAGCUGUUAUAAAUUACGACGAUUUUUCCGUUGCCUGUAAGUCUGGUGUGCUUAAAGGUAGAAUUGAGGGCAUACUUUCUCGCAGUCUUGACUUGGUGUCGCCUUUGAGUCAAGAGUGAAAAGUUUUGGGCAAAAUUCUGCUAUUGUAUGUAAAAUAAAUGAUUAUGUAGACCUAUAACUCUUUUCUAAGUAAACUUAAUAUGUACAGAUAUUUUUAUCAUCCUACUAUGUAUUUCGAGAAUGGGUAUAGUGC
Pichia membranifaciens NRRL Y-2026 is the source of this 2499-nucleotide messenger RNA. RefSeq lists its product as hypothetical. Gene Ontology annotation, molecular function: 5'-3' exonuclease activity; RNA endonuclease activity; RNA binding. Bases 41 to 2365 code for a protein of 774 amino acids. The transcript has a single exon. Gene Ontology annotation, biological process: mRNA 3'-end processing by stem-loop binding and cleavage. The record is from RefSeq and is a predicted model, not a curated record. Gene Ontology annotation, cellular component: mRNA cleavage and polyadenylation specificity factor complex. Lineage: Eukaryota; Fungi; Ascomycota; Pichiomycetes; Pichiales; Pichiaceae.